AUGGAGCGACAGUUCAACGGCUCACAACAGAGUUUUGAUGGUGUCACCGUCGCUGCUGCCGACCUUCAGCAGAAUGGGAAGAGGAAGCGCGACGGAAUUGAUGGUGUUGGAGAUGAUGAUGACUCCAAGUCGGCGGUUGGUGGCCAUCAGCGGGCGUUGGUAAAGACUUGCUUCGAUGCCCUGACCAGCUUCGAUGUUGAGCCCCCGAUUCUGAAGCGUCCCCUGGCUCAAGCUGUCGCUGUCGACAACGAUGAACCUGAUGCCAAGCGGCAGAAGUCGACAGAACCCUCGCCGACAGCGUCGCAGAGUAUCGCCGACAAGGUGGCUGCCAACGAAUACCCCCAGCUGUCGGAUCUGAUGGCCGAUGUUGUCGCUGCCGCCAAAGACGCCCUCGCUGCUGCUGAGUCGACACGACAGACGGGGGAUGAUAGCGAUGCCGCCGCUAAGGCGACCAAGAGGCAGAUCCGCGAUUUCAGAACCAAGGCCGUGGAUCUCCUGCGUCGCGAGGAGGCCUACCCCAAGACACCGACGGCGCACCGUCCCUCAACCGAGGAGCAGGGAGACGAGUUCCAGAGGAGCAGGGCUGUCCUGUCCAUCACCGGCCACGCGCCCCAGGAGCGCCGCCUCUUCUCCAGUCUGCCUGCGUCGCAGGAGGACAUUGAUUGGUCCCGGGUCAACCUGCCGGCCGGCGUGUCCAUCACGCGCAUUGUCCCGUCGACGCCCCAGGAAAAGGUGCUCACGCUCGGCGAGGUGUUUGCGUCCCCGAGGAACCCUCCCCCCCUGUACGCCCCCAGGCAGCCCAAGUCGCACGCCAAGGGCAACAAACUCGACUUCUACCACCCCGAGCUGACGGCUCAGUCGCCGUACCGCGCCAACUCGUACUUCAGCGCCAAGCUGUCUGCGGGGCACUACCUCAAUUACAGUCACGCGACGCCAGCGUCAAGCCCGAAGGCGCGCCGGCACGAGCGCCAGCGUAGUCUGGCCGGCAAGAAGCCGUCCACGCGCGAGCUGGAGAUGUCGGAGAUGGAGGCUCUGUUCCGCGGCGCCUUCUCGAGUUUCGCCCCCUGCAAGGACGACUCCGCCGCCGUGGUGCCCUCUAGCGUUGCCGGCCGUGUGUGGUGGCAGCGGGCUGGGCAGCAGGCCUUCCAGAACAUGAUUGAACUUGGCUACUACGACGAGGAAGCCGACGAUGCCUCGCCCGACGGUUUCGACGAGAAGGCGGUGCAGGAGGCCAUCGAAAACUGGGACGACAGUGUCGUGGACCCGACGCUCGAGGAUGCCGUAGGGGUCAAGCGCGACCAGGGCGAGAAGGAGGCCGAGGAGAUCCUGGAUGAGGUCAGCGACAUGAUUGAGACGCUGGCGUCGUACCAGCGUAUCCGAAACCUCAACCUGCCCAACUCGCAGAACCGGCCGACCAGCGAUCCCGUCUCGGGCGACAUGCUUAACACGUCGGGUCCGGAGCCGUCGGAGGAGGAGCAGGCAACGUACGCCAUGCUCAAGGACCAGCUGACGCUCAUCAUCAAGACGCUGCCGCCGUACGUGGUGGCCAAGCUCAACGGCGACCAGCUCGGGGAGCUCCUCAUCAGCACCAAGAUGCAGGUAUCGGCGGACCAGUACCACGGCGUGAUGGAGGAGGACGAUGCGGCCAUCCAGGCACGCAUGCGGGCCAUGCAGCAGGCGGCCCAGGCCAGCGCAGCGCGACCACCGACCAUGGCGUACCAGAACCAGUACACGCCCAACGCCGCGCAGUACGGCACGCCUACGCGGCCACCAUCUUCGCGGUCCCAGCAGCAGCAGCAGCAGCAGUACUACCGCAAAGGCAUGGCUCCCAACUACCCUCAGGGAUAUCAGCAGCAACAGCAGCCCCGGCAGUACACGCCUGUGGCGGCACCGCCGCAGCGCACGCCCCAGCCGAACCAAUACUCGCGGGCAAACGGGUACGCGAGCCAGUACGCGACGCAGCUGGCCAAGGCGCAGACACCCUUCGGCCACCAGAACAUGCCGCAAUACGCCAACCAGCAGCGUCCUCAGUACGCCCAGAUGCAGCAGCAGCAGCAGCAGCAGCAGCAGCAGCAGCAGCAGCAGACGCCUCAACCGCAAUUAGCAGCCCCCAUCAACCCACGGUACGUGUACCAGCAGCAGGGAUAUCCUCCCGCGCAGCAAGCACACUACGCCAACGGGGCGCAGCAGAAAAAGGCAUCGCCGCAGGUGGCACCUCGUCAGAUCUACAGUACAUCACCCAACAUGCAGCAGCAGCAGCAGCAGCAGCAGCAGCGAUUCACGCCAUCGGCAGGACGAUAUUCGGCGGCAGCGGCCGUGGCGGCGGCGGCAGCAGUGGGAGGGACCCCCGUACAGCCGGGCUCCGGGUCCCUAGGCUACCACACCGUCAUACCGGAGGCGCACCAGCAGCGUAUCCUGGAACAGGCCAAGGCGCGCGCAGCCGCCCACGAGAGGUCGUCUGCCAUCUUUGGCGACAAGACCGGUGGGUCACCGUCCCCGACGCCUCUCGGCAUGGGCGCCACGAGGACAGGUUCCUUCUCCGGCGGUGGUACAGGACAGCAGCAGCAAAAACCUCAGACGCCGACGCCGAGGACUGGAACGCCAGGCACGGGACAUAUUCCCCUCAAGGUCACACCUGUUCCUGUUCCCGUCAUGCCUGGUCAACAACCUAGGAAGCCAUCAUCUGGGUAG
Molecule: messenger RNA, 2691 nt
Organism: Geosmithia morbida
Lineage: Eukaryota; Fungi; Ascomycota; Sordariomycetes; Hypocreales; Bionectriaceae
Exons: 2
Coding region: 1-2691 (896 amino acids)
Source: RefSeq, a predicted model, not a curated record